AGAUGUGGCGGGGCCGUUGUUUCUUCUUGCAGCUGCAGUUCCCGAUCUCGUCUUCACUGCUCUGUGUCUUCAGCUUCUGUGGCCCUGUAGCCUGCGGUAUUGGAAGAUCCACAGCUAACAUGCCAGGUGCGCCUGGCAGCCUAGAAAUGGGACCGUUGACAUUUCGGGAUGUGACCAUAGAAUUCUCUCUGGAGGAGUGGCAAUGCCUGGACAUGGCUCAGCAGAAUUUAUAUAGGGAUGUUAUGUUAGAGAACUACAGAAACCUGGUCUUCCUGGGUAUCGCUGUCUUUAAGCCAGACUUGAUAACUUGUCUGAAGCAAGGGAAAGAGCCUUGGAAUAUGAAGAGACAUGAGAUGGUAACUAAACCCCCAGUUAUGCAUUCUCAUUUUACACAAGACCUGUGGCCAGAUCAGAGCACAAAAGAUUCUUUCCAAGAAGUAAUACUGAGAACAUAUGCAAGAUGUGGACAUAAGAAUUUACAAUUAAGAAAAGAUUGUAAAAGUGCCAAUGAGGGUAAGAUGCAUGAAGAAGGUUAUAAUAAACUUAACCAUUGUAGGACAACUACCCACAGAAAAAUAUUUCAGUGUAACAAAUAUAGGAAAGUCUUUCAUAAAUAUUCAAAUUCAAAUAGAAAUAAGGUUAGACACACUAAAAAGAAAACUUUCAAAUGUAUAAAAUGUAGCAAAUCAUUUUUCAUGCUUUCACUCUUAAUUCAACAUAAGAGAAUUCAUAUUAAAGAGAAUAUCUACAAAUGUGAAGAACGUGGCAAAGUCUUUAAAUCAUUCUCAACCCUUAUUAAACAUAGGAUAAUUCAUACUGAAGACAAACCUUACAAAUGUAAGAAAUGUGGCAAAGCCUUUAACUUGUCUUCAACGUUCACUAAACAUAAGAUAAUUCAUACUGGAGAGACACCCUUCAGAUGUGAAAAAUGUGGCAAAGCUUUUAACCAGUCCUCAAAUCUUACUGACCAUAAGAGAAUUCAUACUGGAGAGAAAACCUACAAAUGUGAAGAAUGUGGCAAAGCUUUUAAGGGGUCCUCAAAUUUUAAUGCACAUAAGGUAAUUCAUACUGCAGAGAAACCCUACAAAUGUGAAGAUUGUGGCAAAACUUUUAACCAUUUCUCAGCCCUUAAAAAACAUAAGAUAAUUCAUACUGGAAAGAAACCCUACAAGUGUGAAGAAUGUGGUAAAGCUUUUAAGUGGUCUUCAAAACUUACUGUACAUAAGGUAGUUCAUACUGGAGAGAAACCCUACAAAUGUGAAGAAUGUGGCAAAGCUUUUAGCCAGUUUUCAACCCUUAAAAAACAUAAGAUAAUUCAUACUGGAAAGAAACCCUACAAAUGUGAAGAAUGUGGCAAAGCUUUUAACAGUUCUUCAACCCUUAUGAAACAUAAGAUAAUUCAUACUGGGAAGAAACCGUACAAAUGUGAAGAAUGUGGCAAAGCUUUUAGGCAAUCCUCACACCUUACUAGACAUAAAGCAAUUCACACUGGAGAGAAAUCUUACAAAUGUGAAGAAUGUGGCAAAGCUUUUAACCAUUUCUCAGACCUUAGAAGACAUAAGAUAAUUCAUUCUGGAAAGAAACCCUACAAAUGUGAAGAAUGUGGCAAAGCUUUUAGCCAGUCCUCAACUCUUAGAAACCAUCAGGUAAUUCAUAGUGGAGAGAAACCCUACAAAUGUGAAGAAUGUGGUAAAGCUUUUAAGUGGUCAUCAAAACUUACUUUACAUAAGGUAAUUCAUACUGCAGAGAAACCCUGCAAAUGUGAAGAAUGUGGCAAAGCUUUUAAGCAUUUCUCAGCCCUCAGAAAACAUAAGGUAAUUCAUACUAGGGAGAAAUUGUACAAAUGUGAAGAAUGUGGCAAAGCUUUUAACAAUUCCUCAAUCCUUACUAAACAUAAGAUAAUUCAUACUGGGAAGAAACCAUACAAAUGUGAAGAAUGUGGCAGAGCUUUUAGGCAAUCCUCACACCUUACUAGACAUAAAGCAAUUCAUACUGGAGAAAAACCCUGCAAAUGUGAAGAAUGUGGCAAAGCUUUUAGCCAUUUCUCAGCCCUUAGAAGACAUAAGAUAAUUCAUACUGGAAAGAAACCCUACAAAUGUGAAGAAUGUGACAAAGCUUUUAGCCAGUCCUCAACCCUUAGAAAACAUGAGAUAAUUCAUACUGGAGAGAAACCGUACAAAUGUGAAGAAUGUGGCAAAGCUUUUAGCCAGUCUUCAACCCUUAGAAAACAUGAGAUAAUUCAUACUGGAGAGAAACCCUACAAAUGUGAAGAAUGUGAUAAAGCUUUUAAAUGGUCAUCAAAACUUACUGUACAUAAGGUAAUUCAUACUGCAGAGAAACCCUGCAAAUGUGAAGAAUGUGGCAAAGCUUUUAGCCAUUUCUCAGCCCUUAGAAGACAUAUGAUAAUUCAUACUGGAAAGAAACCCUACAAAUGUGAAGAAUGUGACAAAGCUUUUAGCCAGUCCUCAACCCUUAGAAAACAUGAGAUAAUUCAUACUGGGGAGAAACCCUACAAAUGUGAAGAAUGUGGUAAAGCUUUCAAAUGGUCAUCAAAACUUACUGUACAUAAGGUAAUUCAUACUGCAGAGAAACCCUGCAAAUGUGAAGAAUGUGGUAAAGCUUUUAGCCAUUUCUCAGCCCUUAGAAGACAUACGAUAAUUCAUACUGGAAAGAAACCCUACAAAUGUGAAGAAUGUGACAAAGCUUUUAGCCAGUCCUCAACCCUUAGAAAACAUGAGAUAAUUCAUACUGGAGAGAAACCCUACAAAUGUGAAGAAUGUGGCAAAGCUUUUAGCCAGUCUUCAACCCUUAGAAAACAUGAGAUAAUUCAUACUGGAGAGAAACCCUACAAAUGUGAAGAAUGUGGUAAAGCUUUUAAGUGGUUAUCAAAACUUACUGUACAUAAGGUAAUUCAUACUGCAGAGAAACCCUGCAAAUGUGAAGAAUGUGGCAAAGCUUUUAAGCAUUCCUCAGCCCUUAGAAAACAUAAGGUAAUUCAUACUGGAAAGAAACCCUACAAAUGUGAAGAAUGUGGCAAAGCUUUUAGCCAAUCCUCAACCCUUAGAAAACAUGAGAUAAUUCAUAGUGGAGAGAAACCCUACAAAUGUGAAGAAUGUGGUAAAGCUUUUCAGUGGUUGUCAAAACUUACUGUACACAAGGUAAUUCAUACUGGAGAGAAACCCUGCAAAUGUGAAGAAUGUGGCAAAGCUUUUAAGCAUUUCUCAGCCCUUAGAAAACAUAAGAUAAUUCAUACUGGAAAGAAACCCUACAAAUGUGAAGAAUGUGGCAAAGCUUUUAACGAUUCCUCAACCCUUAUGAAGCAUAAGAUAAUUCAUACUGGGAAGAAACCGUACAAAUGUGAAGAAUGUGGCAAAGCUUUUAAGCAAUCCUCACAUCUUACUAGACAUAAAGCAAUUCAUACUGGAGAGAAACCCUACAAAUGUGAAGAAUGUGGCAAAGAUUUUAACAAUUCCUCAACCCUUAAGAAACAUAAGCUAAUUCAUACUAGGGAGAAAUUGUACAAAUGUGAAAAAUGUGUCAAAGCUUUUAACAAUUUCUCAGCCCUUCUAAAACAUAAGAUAAUUCAUACUGGGGAGAAACCCUACAAAUGUGAAGAAUGUGGUAAAGCUUUUAAGUGGUCCUCAAAACUUACUGAACAUAAGGUAAUUCAUACUGGAGAGAAACCCUCCAAAUGUGAAGAAUGUGGCAAAGCUUUUAAGCAUUUCUCAGCCCUUAGAAAACAUAAGAUAAUUCAUACUGGAAGGAAACCCUACCAAUGUGAAGAAUGUGGCAAAGCUUUUAACAAUUCCUCAACCCUUAUGAAACAUAAGAUAAUUCAUACUGGGGAGAAAAACUACAAAUGUGAAGAAUGUGGCAAAGCUUUUAACAAUUUCUCAACUCUUAUGAAACAUAAAAGAAUUCAUACUGGGGAGAAACCCUACAAAUGUGAAGAAUGUGGCAAAGCAUUUAGUCAGUCCUCAAUCCUUACUAAACAUAAGAUAAUUCAUUCUGUAGAGAAACCCUACAAAUGUGAAGAAUGUGGCAAAGCCUUUAACCAGUCCUCACACCUUACUAGACACAAAACAAUUCAUACUGGAGAGAAACCCUACAAAUGUGAAGAAAGUACCAAAGCUUUUAAGCAAUCCUCACACCUUACUAGACUAAACAAUUCAUACUGGAGAGAAACCCUACAAAUGUGAAGAAUGUGCCAAAGCUUUUUAACCAUCCUUCAACCCUUACUAAACAUAAGAUAAUUCAUACUGGGGAGAAACCCUAAAAAUGUGAAUAAUGUGGCAGAGCUUUCAACCGUUUUAUAAACCUUAAUACACAUAGGAUAAUUUAUACUAGAGACAGACCCUGCAUAUGUGAAGAAUGUGGCAAAGCUUUUAACCAGUCCUCAAGCCUUACUAGACAUAAAACAAUUCAUACGGGAGAGAAACCCUACAAAUGUGAAAAAUGUGGCAAAACUUUUUUUUUUAAAUACUUUAAGUUCUAGGGUACAUGUGCACAAUGUGCAGGUUUGUUACAUAGGUAUACAUGUUGCAUGUUGGUUUGCUGCACCCAUCAACUCGUCAUUUACAUUAGGUAUUUAUCCUAAUGCCAUCCCUCCCGCAGCCCCCCACCCCCUGACAGACCUGGGUGUGUGAUGUUCCCCACCCUGUGUCCAAGUGUUCUCAUUGUUCAAUUCGCACCUGUGAGUGAGAACAUGUGGUGUUUGGUUUUCUAUUUUUAUGAUACUUUGCUGAGAAUGAUGGUUUCCAGCUUCAUCCAUGUCCUUCCAAAGGACAUGAACUUAUCCUUUUUUAUGGCUGCAUAGUAUUCUAUGGUGUAUAUGUGGAAUGUGGCAAAACUUUUAACCAAUCCUCAAACCUUACUAGACAGAAAACAAUUCAUACUGGAGAUAAACCCAUCAAAUGUGAAGAAUGUGGCAAAGCCUUUAACCAGUCCUCACAGCUUAAAUAUACAUAAGAUAAUUGAUACUGGAGGAAAACUACAAAUAUCAUAAAUGUGGCAUAGCUUCUAACCAUUGCUCAGCUUUUACUCAAAAUGAGAGAAUUCCUAAAGAAGAUAAACUCCACAAAUGUGAAUAAUAUGGCAGAGCUUUUAACCGGUCCUCAAAUCUUACCGAGUGUAAGAUAAUUCUUACGGAAGAGGAACCCUUCAAAUGUGAGGAAGGUGGCAAAGCUUUUAAUCAGUCCUCAAAUCUUACUGAACAUAAGAUAAUUCAUACUAGAGACAAACACUACAAAUGUGAAGAAUGGGCAAAGCUUUUAACCAGUUCUCAAACCUUACUCAAAAUAAUUUAUAGUGGAGAGGAACACUACAAAUGCAAAGGAUUUGGCAAAACUUUUAAGUGUUUCUCAAAACUUACUGAACACAAGAUAAUUCAUACUAGAGAGAUACUUUACAAAUGUGAAGAAUGUGGCAAAGCUUCUAACGGGUUCUCAAAUCUUACUGAAUAUAAGAUAAUUAUAUUAGAAACCCUACAAAUGUGAAGAAUGUGGCAAAGCUUUUAACUGGUCCUUAAACCUUACUGAACAUAAGAUAAUUAAUACUAAAGAGAAACCCUACAAAUUAUAAAAAUGUGGCAAAGCUUUUAACUGGUUUUCAGACCUUACUCAACAUAAGAUAAUUUACAGUGAAGACAAACUCUAUAAAUGUGAAGAAUGUGACAAUGCUUUUAAUCAAUUCUGAAACUUUACUAGACAUAAGAAAAUUCAUACUGGAGAAAAACCCUACAAAUGUGAAGAAAGUGGGAAAACUUUUAGCCAGUCCUCGACUCUUACUAAACAAGAUAAUUCAAUGGGAGAGAAACCCUACAAAUGUGAAUAAUGUUAAAACCAUUCUUCAAUUCUUAAUAAACAAUUUAUACUUUAGAGAAACCCAGCAAAUGUGAAGAAUGUUGCAAAGCUUUUAACUGGUCCUCAAAUCUUACUGAACAUAAGAUAAUUCAUAAUGGAAACUAGCCCUACAAAUGUGAAGAACGUGGCAAAGCCUGUAAUCAUUUCUCACACCUUUCCACACAUAAGAUAAUUCAUACUGAAGAGAGACCCUACAAAUGUGAAGAAUGUAACAAACUCUUUAACUGGUCUUCAACUCUUACUAAACAUAAUAGAAUUCAUACAGAAGAUAAAUUUUAUAAAUAGGAAGAAUGUGACAAAAGCUUUAAAAGUGUUUCAGCCCUUAUUACAUGAGAUAAUUUAUGCUGCAGAGAAAUUCUACAAAUGUGAAGAAUGUGGCAAAGUUUUUAAUAAGUUACCAGAUCAUACUGGAGAGAAACUACAAAUCCAAAAGACAUGACAGUGCUCUUGAGAACACCUUAAACUUUUCUAAACAUAAAAGAAAUCAUAGUGUAAAGAAACCCUAGAUGUGAGUAAUGUCACAAAACCUGUAAAUUGUUGUCACACUUGAUUCCAAGAUAAUUGAUACUGGAGAAAACUCCUUAAUGAAGAAUGUGGCAAAACGUUUAACCAAUACUCACACCUUAUCACAUAGGAAAGCAUUUAUACUUGAAAAAAAUGUACACCUAUAAAGAAUGUGGAAAAGCCAUUAGUAUCUGCUCACAUCUUACUCAACAUCACAGAGUUUAUACUUAAUAAAAACAUUAAAAAUGCAAUUACUGUCAGAAUAUCUUUUAGAAAAUAUAAGCCUUAGAAUGGUGGAGUAUUUCUUUUGAGGACAAACAUCACAAAUAUAAAGAGCAUUGUAGUACUAUAUUUGUAUCUCAGAUCCUAUUGUGCAUAUUUUGUACUAGAGAAAAACCCUAAAGUUGCUCAAACUUUGUUCAAUAUCAGGGAAUUUAUAUUGGAGGAAAAAUCCUGCAAAUAUAAUAUAUUUGGAAAAAAAUUAUAAACUACAGUUUAGAAAAUAUCAGAGAAUACUAAGAUAUAUAUUUUUUGUAGAUGCAGUAAAUAUGAAAAAUAUUUAAUCCAAAAUUAGCUCUUUGUAAAUAGAGAAUUCACAGUAGAAAUGAUAAGGCAUUGGCACUUUAGACGUUACACUAAAUCAGAGCAUUGAGUACAAAAAAUAAUAUCAAACUAAAAUUGUUAGAUAAGUUAUUUGCAUGUAACUUUAAAAAGAGAUGGAGAAUUAUAAAUACAUUUGAAGUAUACUUUUUGUAUACUUCAAAUAUCAAAAAAAUUUAACAUUGUAAUAUUGAAAAAACUUUGAAAAGCAAAUAAGGAUGUAACUCAACUCUCAAAUUCAUGCUCUUCAUUCCUGUUUUAUUUACAUGUGAAAGUAUGUGCUCAAUUAUUGCUGCAUCAGAGAUGAGAGUUUCUUUUUUAUUAGGUGGGCAUUAUGACCUUUUUCAUAAAAGAGAAAGGAUAUUUAAAUAUAAAAUGCAUGAUAAAAAUCUAAGUGGAGAGGCUUUUUCUGGUUAACUUACAAUAUUGAGUGAUGUAUAAGGUAGAUGUUUUGAGUAAUAAAUUCUUGUGCAUUAUAGUGAGAGAAAAACUUCAAAAUUUUAGUUAAAAUUAAAUAAAUUGGUGUAUUAUUUUAAUUGUGCUUUUAUGUAAUGUAGUACAUUCAUAAAUUUUUAGAUGUGUAAACUUAAUUUUUUUAAACAUUUUUUGACAUGUUAAGUCUAUUGUACAUUCAAUGAAGUGUUAUUAUGCCACUCACUUUAACCUAUCCUACCUUAUUCAAGGGUGUAGUUAAGAAAUGGUAACAGUUUACUAUUUGGUAACAGUGGAAUAACAUCUCUAGUCAUCUCUUUUUUCAGUGUCUUUAACUUGCACAUAAGUUAAAGAAUAUUGUUCUCAUAGGUUAAAUUUUUAUAGUUUUAAUCUUAUUUAAACUUUUUUUUUGCCUUGACAAAUUUAAACUUAUUUUUCUUAACUUUUGUGGAUACAUAGUGUGUAUAUAUAUUUCUGCCAUAUAUGGCAUAUUUUGAUACCAGCAUAAAAUAUGUAACAAUCACAUCAGGGUAAAUGAGAGAUUCACCACCUUCAACAUUUAUUCUUUGAAUUACAAGCAAUCCACGUCUACACUUUUAGUUAUUUUGAAAUGUACAAUUAAAUUGUUGUUUAUUAUAAGGUCAUUUUUGUGGUCAUAAAAAUCACACAGGAAUGUUAAUAAAAUUUGUUACAUAUUUUUCUUUGAACAUGUGGCCACUAUGCCUGCAAACAUACAUACAGACUUUUAGUUUUGAUUUAUGUAUGGUUAAAUAUACAUAUAUGUUACUCUAAAGGUAUACCUUAGGUGUAAGAAAAUUAUGAAGUAAGUGUGUUUGUGUAAUUAUGAGUUUGUACCUAUUUUCAGAAAAAAAUUAAUACAACAAAACAAAUUAUUGUAAUAAAGUGACUAAUUUACUAAAAAACCAAAAACCUCAAAAAUGUGGAAAGCAAAUCUAUAUUCUCUGGUUUGUAUUGAAUUCAUAAUUGUAAAAUCUUACAUCUUAUGGUUCAGAAUCUCCCCUUGAAAUUUCUUUGUUUUUACUUGCCUGAUACUCAUGCUAGACCCAUAAUUUUCUUUUUUCUUAUAUAUAUAUUUUUUUGUUUUGUAAUUUAUGAAGCAUACAUUAUGUGAGCUGGUCAUGGAUUAUAAGAAUAAUUUUUAUGAAAUUUAGUGUACACAAAAUGAUCUUUAGAUGUAAUUCCACAAUUAGUGUCUUAAGUUAUAUUUUAUUAGGUGAUUCCAUUUAUUUCUUUUACUUAGAGAACCCUAUAUAAGCUCACUUUUACUUAGUUAUUGUUCCUCUCCAUUUUUAAAACCGUCAUAAGUUAAUUUAUUUAUUUACUGAAAAAAUUUGUUCAGGUAAGUACUAGGGAGGCUUCUGUAAGUCGAGAGGAUGUUUUUGUAUAUAAAUGCAGCAAACAAAUAUGGCAGUGCUUGCUGUGUAGCAGAUGCUUCAUGAUAAGCCAUAAGUAUUCCUCCUGGAGUUAGUUUGUAACUUAAGUCAGAAUGGAAAAUAUCAAUGGAGAAGAAAUUACAUUGAUUCUUCGUGUUGAGAGGACAUUUUUUUUUUCCAGGAUGCAAAGGUCAUUCUUGCUGAAUUUAAAGAGAAAUUCUGCUUCUUUAUUUUUUAAUUAUCUUCAGUUUUGUCUUAUGUUCAUUUCAAAGAUGUAUGCAUCACAGCUUUUCUCCUUUUUCUGUUAGAGCUACAAUUUUCUCUCUUGUCUUCCUACCAUGUUAUUUUAAAUGAUACGUUGUAGGUUCUGAUGAGAAAGUUGGUGGGUUUUUAUUUUUUUUGAGAUGGUGUCUCACUCUGUCACCCAGGCUAGAGUGCAGUGGCAUGAUCUCAGCUUACUGCAACCUCUGCCUCCUGGGUUCAAGCAAUUCUCCUGCCUCAGCCUCCUGAGUAGCUGGGACUACAGGCACACACCACCAUGCCUGGCUAACUUUUGUAUUUUUAGUAGAGACGGGGUUUCACCAUAUUGGCCAGGCUGGUCUCGAACUCCUGACCUCAUAAUCCACCCACCUCGGCCUCCCAAAGUGCUGGGAUUACAGGCAUGAGUCACCGCACCUGGCCAAAAGUUGGUAUUUUUAAUGUGCUAAAAAAAUGGUUUUAAGUGGAGAAUUUGCUUACCAAUAUAACUUAGAGAUUAGUUAAUUAAAGUGAGAGGCAUACACUGUCCACAUGU
Pongo pygmaeus (Bornean orangutan) is the source of this 9584-nucleotide messenger RNA. Its product is annotated as zinc finger protein 729. The transcript is spliced from 4 exons. The record is from RefSeq and is a predicted model, not a curated record. Bases 3 to 4199 code for a protein of 1398 amino acids. Gene Ontology annotation, biological process: regulation of DNA-templated transcription. NCBI's taxonomy places the organism in Eukaryota, Metazoa, Chordata, Mammalia, Primates, Hominidae.